This is a messenger RNA of Penicillium atrosanguineum, 465 nucleotides long. RefSeq names its product arylsulfatase. The record is from RefSeq and is a predicted model, not a curated record. Bases 1 to 465 code for a protein of 154 amino acids. The transcript is spliced from 3 exons. Lineage: Eukaryota; Fungi; Ascomycota; Eurotiomycetes; Eurotiales; Aspergillaceae.
AUGCGGCGGAUCGGCUCGCUAAGGAAGCUGCACAACCGGGCAAAUCCCAUCCUCUCCGGCCACUGCUGUCGAGGGAGGACGCAUUUAUCCGCAAUAAGAUUCAUGCUCAAUGGGCCCGAGAGUGGAAGUCGAGCACGAAAGGCUUGCACCUACGGAAGAUUGACGACACCCUACCGGCGCGAUACACUAGAAAACUAUAUGGGAACUUACCCAGGAACCGCGCGCCACAGCUGGCUAUCUAGCUACCGAAAGAAGAUUGGUUAUAGUGAUAAUGAUCGGUGCGAGUGCGGCGCGCAGGAGACAGUCGCCCACGUUGAGGACGCGCUCAACAGCGUAUCGAGUCUGCUGGGAGGCUCAAAUGAAGGUGAGAAAGGUAAACCAAAAACCGUCUCGCGAGUCAAGACAGUACGAGCUGUACUGGACUUCGCAGAGGCGUCACAGAGGUCCCGCAGUAGUGCGUCAUAA